Messenger RNA from Microthlaspi erraticum, 351 nucleotides. NCBI's taxonomy places the organism in Eukaryota, Viridiplantae, Streptophyta, Magnoliopsida, Brassicales, Brassicaceae. The record is from the annotation of a GenBank genome assembly.
AUGAAGAAUAACAUCGCAAAGGGAGUCUUUGGAGAUAGUCCUGACUAUGAGUUCGACAAGUCAACCAGCUUCUGGGAUGAGAUUCUUUGGGGAGGCGCUUGGAUAUAUUAUGCUACUGGAAAUAUAACUUAUCUUGAGCUAGUUACAAGUCACGAGUUGGCCACACGUGUUAAUGCCUUUGGAAAUAACCCUGACUAUGGUGUUUUUAGCUGGGACAACAAACUCCCUGGAACUCAGAAUAGCAUCGCAGAGAGAGUCUUUGGUAAUCCAUAUCCUCAAGGCGCAUCCAGCAAUAAUGCUCGUUGCGAACAACACGUCCCUGACCUGUUGCGACCUGUGGAAAUAGUAUAA